This is a messenger RNA of Triticum aestivum (bread wheat), 587 nucleotides long. RefSeq lists its product as uncharacterized. Lineage: Eukaryota; Viridiplantae; Streptophyta; Magnoliopsida; Poales; Poaceae. The record is from RefSeq and is a predicted model, not a curated record. The coding region runs from base 108 to 431 and encodes 107 amino acids. The transcript has 2 exons.
UCUCCCCCCACCAAAAUCAAGCACCACAGCUAUCCUACGUGGUUCAGAUUCCAGAUCGCCAGUGUGCACUGCACUCUGUUCUCUUCGGUAGCUCCACUUCCACCAUCAUGGCCAACUUCGCCGUCCAGCUCAAGGAUAGGUUUUUCGGCCUUGUCGACCGGGUCGCCGGCUGCGGCCGCGCCGGGGUCAGGGAGGAGGGCCCCCAAGUCGGCGCCGGCGCCGGCCGUGCAGGAGCACGUCGAGAUUCGACCGAGAGGCCCCAAUGUGUCAGGAGGAUCGGAGGCGGGAGUCAAUUAGACAGUGUGGAUGCUACUCGUUUGUUACUGUCUGCUGAUGUCUGGAGUGUUAUCGCUUCGUUUCAGAUUCACGUGCCUUCCCUUGUUCUGAAAGUUGAAACAAAUGCUUUCCUUGCUGGUGUUCUGAAUGCGUGAAGUGUGCUUGUGCGUGCGUGGGUGUGUUUUCAAUGUUCAACUAGUUUUUUCUUCAUACCUCAAAAGUGGUAACAGAAGUAUUAAGCUUAAUGAUUUCAUUGUAUCAUGUAUGUUCGAUGAAGCAAUAAUUUAUUUGAUCGAAAUUUCACACGCUCA